AUGGCAAAUCCUGAAGCUGUUAUAAGUAGCUGCAGCUCUCAUGAAGAAGAAAAUCGCUGCACUUUUAACCAGCAUACAUCUCCCUCUGAGGAGCUUCUAUUAGAAGACCAGAUGAGGCGAAAACUCAAAUUUUUUUUCAUGAAUCCUUGUGAGAAGUUCUGGGCUCGAGGUAGAAAACCGUGGAAACUUGCCAUACAAAUUCUAAAAAUGGCAAUGGUGACCAUCCAGCUGAUCUUUUUUGGGCUAAGUAACCAGAUGGUGGUAGCUUUCAAGGAAGAGAACACUAUAGCAUUCAAACACCUCUUCCUAAAAGGAUAUAUAGACCGAAUGGAUGACACAUAUGCAGUGUAUACACAAAGUGAUGUAUACAAUCAGAUCAUCUUCGCAGUGAACCAGUACUUGCAGCUACGCAACAUCUCAGUUGGGAAUCACGCUUAUGAGAACAAGGGCACGGAGCAGUCAGCCAUGGCAAUCUGUCAGCACUUCUACAAGCAAGGAAACAUCUGUCCUGGAAAUGAUACCUUUGACAUUGAUCCAGAAAUUGAAACUGAAUGUGUCUUUGUGGUGCCAGAUGAACCUUUUCACAUUGGAACACUAGAAGAAAAACUCAACUUAAUGCUGGACUUUCACAGACUCAUAACAGUGGAGCUGCAGUUUAAAUUGAAGGCCAUUAAUCUGCAGACUAUUCGUCAUCAUGAGCUCCCGGAUUGUUACGACUUUACUCUGACUAUAACAUUUGACAACAAAGCCCACAGUGGAAGAAUUAAGAUAAGUUUAGAUAAUGACAUUUCCAUCAGAGAAUGUAAAGACUGGCAUGUAUCUGGAUCAAUUCAGAAGAACACCCAUUACAUGAUGAUCUUUGAUGCCUUCGUUAUUCUGACAUGCCUGGCUUCGUUAAUCCUGUGUGCUCGAUCUGUGGUGAAAGGACUUCAGCUUCAGCAGGAAUUUGUCAAUUUUUUCCUUCUCCAUUAUAAGAAGGAAGUUUCUGUUUCUGAUCGAAUGGAAUUUGUCAAUGGAUGGUAUAUUAUGAUUAUUAUUAGUGACAUAUUAACCAUUACUGGAUCAAUUCUGAAAAUGGAAAUCCAAGCUAAGAGUCUGACAAGUUAUGAUGUCUGUAGCAUACUUCUUGGUACCUCUACCAUGCUUGUGUGGCUAGGAGUCAUCCGAUACCUUGGUUUCUUUCAGAAAUACAAUCUCCUUAUUCUCACCCUUCAGGCAGCGCUGCCCAAUGUCAUCAGGUUCUGCUGCUGUGCAGCUAUGAUUUAUUUAGGCUAUUGCUUCUGUGGAUGGAUUGUGCUGGGGCCUUACCAUGAUAAGUUCCGUUCUCUGAACAUGGUCUCUGAGUGCCUUUUCUCGCUGAUAAAUGGAGAUGAUAUGUUUGCCACAUUUGCAAAAAUGCAGCAAAAGAGUUACUUGGUCUGGCUCUUUAGCAGGAUUUACCUCUACUCAUUCAUCAGCCUCUUUAUAUACAUGAUUUUAAGUCUUUUUAUUGCACUGAUCACUGAUACGUAUGAAACAAUUAAGCAUUACCAACAAGAUGGCUUCCCUGAGACUGAACUUCGUGUAUUUAUAUCAGAGUGCAAAGAUCUGCCCAAUUCUGGAAAGUACAGAUUAGAAGAAGACCGUGCAGUAUCUAUAUUCUGCUGUUGUAAAAAGUAG
Mesoplodon densirostris (Blainville's beaked whale) is the source of this 1659-nucleotide messenger RNA. RefSeq names its product mucolipin TRP cation channel 3 (gene MCOLN3). The transcript is spliced from 12 exons. Bases 1 to 1659 code for a protein of 552 amino acids. Gene Ontology annotation, molecular function: NAADP-sensitive calcium-release channel activity. NCBI's taxonomy places the organism in Eukaryota, Metazoa, Chordata, Mammalia, Artiodactyla, Ziphiidae. Gene Ontology annotation, cellular component: plasma membrane; lysosomal membrane. The record is from RefSeq and is a predicted model, not a curated record.